CGGAACCCCGGCUCCUGCUGGCCCCUCCCCUCCCCGCCGUAGGUCGGUCGGUGCCGGAGCGGGGCGAAGAUGGCGGCUCCGCUCAUUCCGCUCUCCCAGCAGUUUACGACUGGAAAUCCAUUGUAUGAGUCUUAUUACAAACAGGUAGAUCCAACAUAUACAGGGAGAGUUGGGGCUGGUGAAGCUGCACUUUUUCUGAAAAAGUCAGGUCUCUCCGACAUUGUUCUUGGAAAGAUUUGGGAUUUGGCAGAUCCAGAGGGUAAGGGCUUCUUGGAUAAACAGGGUUUCUAUGUUGCCCUGAGACUAAUAGCAUGUGCACAAAAUGGCCAUGAAGUUAACUUGAGCAGCCUAAACUUGAGUCUCCCACCUCCGAAAUUUCAUGACACUAGCAGUCCUUUAUUGGUUACACCUCCUUCAGCAGAGUCCCACUGGGCUGUUAGGGUGGAAGAGAAGGCAAAAUUUGAUGGAAUUUUUGAAAGCCUUUUACCUAUAAGUGGUUUGCUUUCUGGAGACAAAGUAAAACCAGUUCUGAUGAACUCCAAGCUACCUCUCGAUAUCCUGGGCAGGGUCUGGGAUCUCAGUGAUAUUGACAAAGAUGGACAUUUGGACAAAGAUGAAUUUGCUGUGGCGAUGCACCUAGUAUAUCGAGCCCUUGAGAAAGAACCAGUUCCAUCUGUACUUCCACCAUCGCUUAUACCACCUUCCAAAAGAAAAAAACCUGUUUUUCCUGGUGCUGUACCUGUUCUUCCCGCAAGUCCUCCACCCAAAGAUAGCCUACGUUCAACUCCUUCCCAUGGCAGCGUGAACAGUCUGAACAGCACGGGAAGCUUAUCUCCCAAACAUGGCGUAAAACAAGCCCAGCCAGCAGUGAAUUGGGUGGUACCAAUGUCUGAUAAAGUGAGAUUUGAUGAAAUUUUCUUGAAAACUGACUUGGACAUGGAUGGUUAUGUGAGUGGCCAGGAAGUGAAAGAAAUAUUCAUUCACUCGGGCCUUACUCAGAGUCUCUUAGCACACAUAUGGGCCCUGGCCGAUACAAGGCAGACGGGAAAGCUAAGCAAGGAGCAGUUUGCGUUAGCCAUGUAUUUCAUUCAGCAAAAGGUUCAUAAAGGAAUCGAUCCUCCUCAGGCUUUGUCCCCUGACAUGAUCCCUCCCUCAGAAAGAAAUACUCCUCUUCCGGAUAGUUCAAGUACUCUUGGAUCAGGGGAAUUCACAGGAGUAAAAGAACUUGAUGAUAUCAGUCAGGAGAUUGCUCAGCUGCAAAGAGAGAAGUAUUCCUUGGAACAAGACAUUCGAGAAAAGGAAGAAGCCAUCAGACAGAAAACUAGUGAAGUGCAGGAGUUGCAGAAUGAUUUAGACAGAGAAACGAGUAAUUUACAAGAAUUAGAAGCCCAGAAACAAGAUGCCCAAGAUCGCCUUGAUGAAAUGGACCAACAGAAAGCUAAACUUAAAGAUAUGCUAAAUGAUGUAAGGCAAAAAUGCCAGGAAGAAACACAGAUGAUUUCAUCAUUGAAAACUCAGAUUCAGUCUCAGGAAUCGGAUUUAAAGUCACAAGAGGAUGACCUGAAUAGGGCCAAAACUGAAUUGAACCGAUUGCAACAAGAAGAAACCCAGCUAGAACAGAGCAUCCAAGCAGGGAAAGUUCAGCUGGAAACAAUAAUUAAAUCUUUGAAAUCAACACAAGAAGAAAUUAAUCAGGCAAGAAGUAAACUUUCUCAACUGCAAGAGUGUCACCAGGAAGCCAGCACAAGUAUUGAACAGUAUAAUGAAGCACUGAAUGGGAUUCCUGGUGACAGCAUGACGAAUUUAGCUGACCCCAGUGAAGGAGCCACACAGAAAGAAAAAGGCAGUUUUGGAGCUAUGGUAAAGGAUGAUCCAUUCAAGAAUAAAGCCUUAUUAUUUAGCAACAGUACACAAGAAUUGCAUACAGACCCUUUCCAGGCAGAGGAUCCUUUCAAAUCUGAUCCAUUUAAAGGAGCUGAUCCCUUCAAAGGCAGUGACCCCUUCCAGAAUGACCCUUUCGCAGAACAACAAAUGACUUCAGCAGAUCCAUUUGGAGGGGAUCCUUUCAAAGAAAGUGAUCCAUUUCGUAGCUCCGAUGAUUACUUCAAGAGACAAGUCAAGAGUGAUCCAUUUACCUCAGAUCCAUUCACAAAAAACCCUUCCUCAUCUUCAAAACCUGACCCCUUUGAAGUCAGUGAUCCUUUUUCAUCCUCCAGUAUCUCUUCAAAAGGAACAGAUCCCUUUGGAACCUUAGACCCUUUUGGAAGUGGUGCCUUCAGUAGUAGUGAGGGCUUUGCGGACUUCAGCCAGAUGUCAAAGCCCACUCCUUCUGACCCUUUCACCUCCUCUUUUGGAGGGGUGGGAUUCUCAGAGGACCCUUUUAAAAGUAAACAGGACACUCCCGCUCUGCCACCGAAGAAAAAUGUUCCUCCCCGACCCAAGCCACCCAGUGGUAAAAGUACACCUGUAAGCCAGCUCGGGUCUGCAGAUUUUUCCAAACCCCCUGAUCCAUUCCAGCCAUUUGGGGCUGACAGCAGUGACCCGUUUCAAAAUAAAAAGGGUUUUGGGGACCCAUUUAGUGGAAACGAUCCAUUUGCUCCCUCCUCUUCAACUCAAACUCCUAAAGACUCUUCCUUGGGUUUUGCAGACUUCAGCUCUUUUGGAAAUGAGGAGCAGCAGCUGGCGUGGGCCAAGCGCGAGAGUGAGAGAGCAGAGCAGGAGAGGCUAGCUCGGUUGCGAAGACAAGAACAGGAAGACCUUGAAUUGGCAAUUGCACUCAGUAAGGCUGACAUGACAGACUCUUAGAGGCAGGUCUUCAGUAUUCACACAAUCAAGGCAAAAACUGCACAUAAUCCAACAAAACGAAAGCAGGGGCUUUUUAGCCAGAGUACGCAAACCCCUGUUUUCUGUGGUCACCUAAUCUCAGCCACUUUUCAGUCAGAGCCUCUGUAGACUGGCUGGCCCUAGAAACCUGGACUCAGUGUGGCUUUGUCGAGUGUCAGAUACACUGCAAACACUGUACCGUCCCUUCUCCAUUAAGGUUCCUGCGUGUAAGAAAUGUAACCCACGACUGCAAGGUACCUCCUGAAAGCCAAGCUUCUUUGUGACGUGGACGCUGCUGCCGCUGCACUUGUGAAUCUGGCCUCAAGUCAUGUGAAAUCCAUUGCUGUUGCCAAGGCCUGGGCUAUGAGCAAGGCCAACCCAGUCCUCAGUGGAGGAGGUUAAUCUGAAAGGGAAUUGCUCUCUUUUCCUUCACACCUCUGUUUCAUAGGAUACAAUCAAAUAUAAAAUACUCCAGAGCAAAACAUCAUUUGGAGGGCAGAGCCUUUCUCAGAUACAGGCAUCCCACCCCUCUCCCCACCUAGCCUCAUUUAUUGGUUCCACUAAAAUACAAGACAAUAUUUAAACAAGGCAUUACGAGGGAUAAUUAAUUAGGAACAAUGUCAUUAGUGGGCAUUUAUCUGAGUGAUGUUAUGGCAGGGUUUCAUGA
This is a messenger RNA of Phascolarctos cinereus (koala), 3490 nucleotides long. Lineage: Eukaryota; Metazoa; Chordata; Mammalia; Diprotodontia; Phascolarctidae. The record is from RefSeq and is a predicted model, not a curated record.